Messenger RNA from Aspergillus thermomutatus, 1818 nucleotides. RefSeq names its product ankyrin repeat protein. The coding region runs from base 1 to 1818 and encodes 605 amino acids. The record is from RefSeq and is a predicted model, not a curated record. NCBI's taxonomy places the organism in Eukaryota, Fungi, Ascomycota, Eurotiomycetes, Eurotiales, Aspergillaceae. Gene Ontology annotation, biological process: protein localization to ciliary inversin compartment. The transcript is spliced from 3 exons. Gene Ontology annotation, cellular component: ciliary inversin compartment. Gene Ontology annotation, molecular function: protein binding.
AUGACAAGAGAUUGGGAGGACAUAAAGGACGAUAUCAGACAGCUCUACCUGGAGCAAGAUUUGACCUGUACCGAGGUGAUGUUGGAGAUGCAGAGACGGGGAUUUCACAAGUCAAGACGCUCGUACAAGAACUGUUUCAAGCGUUGGGGCUUCAGAAAGACGAGGAGACGAGCUGGAAAUAUUGGUACAUUGCCACGGGGAUUGUCAAUCGACCAACCGAUGCCGGCAGAUGACGAUGAUACUACAUUAUCGCCGUUCAGCGAUCACGCAGGUGCGAGGUAUUCGCAGGCAAACAACCCCGUCUCCUUCGUACCGAGCACAACCGUGGCAUACCCUACUACUCCUGGGGCUCACGUCUCAGACCAUUCUGAGAUCGGGGAGCCCCUGUCUAUGUUUGACCAGACUUUUGCGAACUUUCUCCUGAACUUCCAAGACGAAUCGGGCUACACGAAGCUUCAUCAAGCUGUCAUGAACGCACAGGCAGACGAGGUGGAAGCCUUGCUGAGCCGAGGGGCAGCAAUUGAUGUGGAGGAUCGGAAGGGUAACCUGCCGGUGCAUUACACUGCUGACCAUCGAGACGAGAAGAUUGUCAAGCUUCUACUCGGCUAUCGCGCGGACAACAUGGAGCCCAUGGCCAAGCAAGACUUUACUCGACUCAUCCUUGACCAUCGAAAUGCGGACGGAAAUACUCCUCUGCAUCUGGCCAUUUCGGCAAGAAGCUUGAACCAUGAUCACGAAAGGAGCAUUGCGACCCAUCUUCUGAAGGCUGGGGCCAAUCCUCAUAUCGCCAACAACCUUGGUAUGACUCCGAUAUACAAGGCGGUGGAACUCGUCUCACCGACCAUGAGCUGGGAUCAUGGACGUCACAUUGACAAGAUGUUAACGGCCAAAGCCACCGAUCUUACAACCGAGAAGAUAACAUCUCUGUUCAAGCUCUUCCUCGCAAAGUCAUACAAUGCUUGGGUUGAUGUUAAAAGUCACCUCAACGACUUGUUCAGGACCUUUCUGGGCAAGGGUGCUGAUCCGGAUGUACCGAUUGGACCGAGCUCUCAGCGGUUAUUGACAUACUUCUUGAACUACUGCCAUAAGACUCGCUAUACCUUCCAGAAUUGUGACCUCCGGCUUGCCGCCUUGAUAUGUGAGAAAUUAGAUGUCGCAAGAGUCAACAGCAUAGGCGACACAUGCGUACAUGAGCUCAUUAGAUUCCUGGGUGCUUGGUACUAUAAUCCUUCAAUAUACCAAUUACUCGAGAUCGUGCUGGAAAGGGGAGCAGAUGUCAAUCACCUCAACAUGGCCCGGAAAUCACCUCUGAUGCUGCUCUUGGAGAGAAGGCAGCUCGUUGACGAGGUCUACACGGUGUUAAGACUCCUUCUCAGUCGCGGAGCAAAUCCAUUGAUCCCCAAUGCAGCUUCAAACUUCCCGAUAUAUGUAGCUGUUCGAAACAAUCCCUAUCUGGGAGCCAAGCUUGCGAAAAUGAUCCUCCACAGCGACAAUGGGUUAGACACGAUCAUUCCCUGGCAGUUUACCUGGUGGCAAUCGUGGAUGCACGCUAUCGCCUCACAAGAUUGGGGCGCGUCGGUAACAGUGCUUCAACAGGCUCAGCACUCCCUACCACCGGACAUCCAAGCCCACCUAUACCGCCUGGCACUCGCUGUUCUCGCCGAGAAACAUCUGAAGCGAGCAGAAGAUUGGUAUCAAAAGAGUGAGAAAAGUCCUGAGCAACAGAACCAACACCGGACCGUUGUGCGAAAUAUACUCCUGAAGAGCCGGGGCCUGGAUAUUAAUCCAGCUUGGUUCCUGUACCUGCUGGAAUUGUAA